AAGUGUUACGACUACUCGCAUCAGAACUCCAUUGCUAGCGCGUAGCGUGUAAACAAUUAGAAAUUAGAAACAAAUAUAACAAGACAUGAGGCUGUGAUUAAUACUUUAAGGAACAAAACAUUUAACUGGCUUCAGUAUGCAGGCGACCUUGCCUCCGAUGUGGUCCGAGAUCGAGAGAUACAGGCGGAGACGGGGGCGACUCACACUGUCAGAGUUGACGGAGAUCACGGCCAGGGCACAUCAGCUCCAUCUACAGUCCCAGAUGUUCCAGCUGAGUCCCCAGGAGUUGCGACGUCUCCGCGAGCUACAUGCUCGCCUGGACUGGUCUCGAGCACACCGACCGGAGAUAGUGUUGUACUCGCCCGCACAACUCAGGCAACUCAUAAGUCUGAGUCGGCCAGCCCUGGACGUUCCCCUGGCGAGUCCUCCGUUCCCUCGAGCCCCGCCCCCGUCCCCGGCCGGGCCCUGGCGUCCCGGGCCAUUAGGGGCGCCCUGGCAUCUCCCUGAUAGUAACCCCUCGUCCGAGCCCCGCAGCCCGGGCGGGGAGUGGUCGUGGCGCGGAGUGCGCGGCUGGGGCGCGGGGGCUCUGUUACUCGUGGCCGCCCUGCUGCUGGUGCGGGCCACCGACCGCUGCUUCACCAAGGGCUACUCGCGCUCGCGAAGAAGACGUUCCGAGGAAUGGCCAUCAGCGAAUGUGCUCGCCACUAGUCAACAAGGUUCCACUAACAUAGAGCUGGAUCUCCAUCCAGGGAACCUAUUCCCGCUGGAGUCCUCGCCGCCGCCUGACCCUCCACCGCCGUAUACAGCCUUACAACACGAGGAGCCUCCCCCGCCGUACUGCCACGUAGCAUUCACAAACAAACCCCAGUCGCCCACCGUACACAUAUACCUCACAGGAAACGAAACAGUCGCGCAUUCCAGCCACGGAUCCGACCACGGCGGCGGAAGUGAUGUCGACGAUGACCAAAAAACGUCUCGAGACCCGGAAACAGAGCGCGGUGAAGAAGAUGCACAGAGACAUAAUGAUGCGGGGAUAGACAACGAGGCGGCGCCGGCAGGCAGGUCCAUAGACAUCACACAUGGCGACGAGAUACGGGACGCCGCGGGGAGAGAGCAGACCUGCUAACCACCUGGUCGCGAGGCUUAUUUUUUAUCACAUCAGUUCUUACGACGCAUGACCUUCCUUGCCGUCCGUGUGUAUCCCCGGCGGGCGGCUGCGUAGUGUUUUAGUGUCGUUAGUGUUCCGUAGUCGGUAGAGGUCCAUAUUCACACCGAUCACUCGAGCGCCGGCGGCUCCCGGGCGUCGGGACCGGAAGCCGCUCAGAUGACACGCAACCAAUAAACAUGUACCGUUUGUAA
Danaus plexippus (monarch butterfly) is the source of this 1359-nucleotide messenger RNA. RefSeq lists its product as uncharacterized. The record is from RefSeq and is a predicted model, not a curated record. NCBI's taxonomy places the organism in Eukaryota, Metazoa, Arthropoda, Insecta, Lepidoptera, Nymphalidae. The transcript is spliced from 7 exons. The coding region runs from base 137 to 1126 and encodes 329 amino acids.